CAGCCUGGGUAUUCUCUUCGUACUUUUACGGGGCAUUCCGCAGCUGUUAUGUCAUUGGACUUCCACCCUAGUAAGGAGGACCUUAUCUGCUCUUGUGAUGAUAGUGAGAUAAGGUAUUGGAGUGUCAAGAAUGGCAGUUGUGCUGGCAUUUUCAAGGGGGGUGCAACCCAGGUGAGGUUCCAACCUCGUCUUGGAAGGCUUCUUGCUGCUGCCUCAGAAAAGUUUGUAUCUGUACUUGAUGUAGAGACCCAACUUUGCAGGCUUAAAUUACAGGGCCACAAAAACCCUGUCCAUUCUGUCUGCUGGGAUCCUUCUGGUGAAUAUCUGGCAUCUGUGAGUGAUGACCUGGUUAGGGUGUGGACAAUUGGCUCCGGUAACAAAGGGGAAUGCAUUCACGAGUUAAGCUGUACUGGCAACAAAUUCCAUACCUGUGUUUUCCACCCUACUUAUCAUUCUCUAUUGAUCAUCGGCUGUUAUGAGACUCUGGAACUGUGGAAUGCAAGCGAGAACAAAACGAUGACUUUACAACAUGCACAUGACAAACUAGUCUCUUCCUUAGCAGUAUCAAGUGUGACAGGUUUGGUAGCUUCAACUAGUCAUGACAAGUGUGUGAAGCUCUGGAAGUGAUUUUACUGCUUUUACCCGGUGACGAAACUAGGACACCCUCUUCAUUAUGUUUAACCAGAGAUACUUCAUAGAGAAGAACCUUCUCCAUUGUGUAUACCUUCUUUAGAUGCUUUUGUAGUUUAUAGUUUUGUUACAGUUCAACGAAAGGAUUAUUUCAAUCUUGACCCUAGUCCAAGUUAACUGAAGGAAGUCAUCUUUUGCGUCAAAGCUAACUUUGUUAUGCAAGAAAUCUGGUUGAUAAUGUCCGAGAGAGUUUCGGCUCAGACUGAGAGAAGAUGUAAAUGGUGUUUACCAAGUUUAUGUUAAUGAACUUCAGCCAUGUAAUAUCCUCUUUACGAUUCACCCUUUUGACAGGCAUGCGAUUGGGCUCCAGAUUUUCUUACAUGUUUUCUUGAUUCUGGUUCAAAGCUGCAACCAGGUUGUUGAUUACAAGGAGUAAACUGCUAUAUUAAAUUUGUAUAAUCCUUUUGAAAAAUUUUGGUGUCGAUUGUUGUAUUAAAUUUGUAUAAUCUUUUCAAUCAGUUUUGGUGUUAUUUCUAAGCCAAACAUUCUUAUGGCUGUAAACAAUCUCAGGGUCCCUGGGGAAAAGGAAAAAUGAUUUGGCAGAGUUCACUA
Messenger RNA from Juglans regia (Persian walnut), 1242 nucleotides. Its product is annotated as transcriptional corepressor LEUNIG-like. Gene Ontology annotation, molecular function: transcription corepressor activity; protein binding. The transcript has 4 exons. The record is from RefSeq and is a predicted model, not a curated record. Lineage: Eukaryota; Viridiplantae; Streptophyta; Magnoliopsida; Fagales; Juglandaceae. Bases 49 to 627 code for a protein of 192 amino acids.